Messenger RNA from Hevea brasiliensis (rubber tree), 3762 nucleotides. RefSeq lists its product as uncharacterized. The coding region runs from base 793 to 3543 and encodes 916 amino acids. Gene Ontology annotation, molecular function: RNA polymerase I core promoter sequence-specific DNA binding. The record is from RefSeq and is a predicted model, not a curated record. Gene Ontology annotation, cellular component: fibrillar center. Lineage: Eukaryota; Viridiplantae; Streptophyta; Magnoliopsida; Malpighiales; Euphorbiaceae. The transcript has a single exon. Gene Ontology annotation, biological process: transcription by RNA polymerase I.
AAGUUUUCCCUGUUUAUGUAGCUGUGCUGUCGUUUUGUUGAAAUUCUCCUUAACGCUCGCAGCGCUGUGGCCUCUUGCCUUCCACCUUUGGCUCUCUCCUCUUUCUUUCCUCCCUCCCUCGACUUUCUUCUUCUCUACCAUCUCAGCUGCCGCUGUCUCCGCCACCUCUCCCUCACUUCUUGUACCGACAGGCAACAGUAGCCCCUUUAAGAUAUAUUCUGCUGCAGUACAAUUGAGGAGAAGAGAUAAGAGUUUAUUCUCUACCCAAGGCAAGAAAGGCCUUCUAAAACUUUUUACCUGGGUUAUCUAUGUGUUGGGUAGAAACUUGUUGCUGCACUUUGGGCAUCAAGGACAACCCACCAGCAUCAUAGAAGAUGGAACUCGUCUCUGGGUUGCUCGCGUAACGACGGCAUGAGCUAUUCGGUUUGUUUGAUUGUUGUAGAAUUGGGUUUGUUUGCUUCACUAGACUCCGCUGUAAUUUUCAAUCCAAUUGGGUUUGUUUGAUUGAUGAAUUUUUUGAAUUUGUUUGGGAAAAACCUGUGUUGGGUUUGUUUGAAGUUUGAUGGUUGAAAAUUUGAGUUUUCUUUGAAUGUUGAAGGUUGCGAUACCAUCUGAAACAAAGGCUGAGAAGUGGGAAAAAAAAAUUGAGAGACGGCAGAUUGGAUUUAUUUCGGUAUGAUGAUGGGUGUCUCUAACUAUAUUUGCUGGAUUGAACCGCUACUGUGAGCUUUAAUUUUUAGUUUCUCAACUCUCUCUCAUGCGGGCAAAUGCAGUGAUAUAAAACAUCAGAUAAUGGACUUUUCAGAGGAAUGGAAGUCCGUAUUCCCGAUUGGGAGCGUCUUUGGGGCGCCGCGUCUCCUCUCAAGUCCAUCCUCGAAGGCCAUUCUGGGUCCUCUCUUCUUCAACCCAAAACCUCAGACCCUAACUCAACUCUUUAACUCUCCCUCUAUUUGUCCUCCUCUUCUCAAUCCUCCUUCAGGUCUCUCUCUAUCUAGAUUCCUCUCCACUUCAACAACACUCGAUUCCCCUAUCCCUCUCUCCACUGCCUCCUCCAUUGCCUCCCUCUUUGGCCCCCAACUCCAUGAUAAUGCUGCUUCUUUGCUAGCCCACAACCGCCUUCAGUUCCUCAGAUGCCCACAUGACAAUGCUGUCAUUAUCUUCUUUUCCACAGGGUGCAACCAUGACCAAGUUGGGUUUUUGUUACUUUCUGUUAAAGAGAGGAGUUUGCAAGUUGUUGGGGAUCCAAAAGGUGGUGUUCUUACUGCCAAAAAGUGUUUGAAUCAAAGGAUAGUGAAGAUUUUGGUGAACCCAGUUGCGGAUUCUGUUUAUUUUGAUGGUAAUGAUUCUUGUUCUUCUAAUGUAGUUGGGUAUUUGUUGGUUUAUACCAUGUCUUCUGUGCACUGGUUCAGUGUUAAAAUUUCUGAAAUUAGCGAAAGACCUGUUUUGGUUUAUGUUGGUUGCAAAAUUUUUAAGAGUUGCUCUAUCGUGGAUGCUUGUUGGAGUCCUCAUUUGCUAGAAGAGAGUAUGGUUUUGUUGGAGAAUGGUUCAUUGUUUUUGUUUGAUUUGAAGUCUGAUAGUUCUGAUAUAUAUUUUAGAGGAACCAUGUUGAAAGUAUCAUGGGAAGAUUCUGGUAAUUCUGAGAAUCGUAAAUGGUUGGGAUGUCACUUCAGUUGGCAUCCUAGGGUUUUGAUUGUUGCAGGUUCAGAUGCUGUUUUUCUGGUUGAUUGGAGGCAUGAUGGGUUUAAAGUGACUUGUUUGGCAAAUAUUGAUAUGUUUGGUGUGUAUGCUCCAAUUGAAAAGGAACGGUUCCUAGUUUUUUCCAAGGCAGUUUCCGAUAACUUUCAUUUUGUUUUGGCUUCUGACCACAUUUUAGCUCUCUGUGAUGUGCGCAAGCCGCUGAUGCCAAUUUUGCAAUGGGCACAUGGUCUUGAUAAGCCAUGCUAUGUUGAUGUAUUCAGAUUGUCGCAAUUGAGGUCAAACUCAAGGAAAAGCACACAUGAAUGGGCAACUGCAUCAGGUUUUGGUAUUAUAUUGGGAUCAUUUUGGAAUUGUGAGUUUAGUCUCUUUUGCUAUGGACCUCCUCUGCCUGCUCACAAAGGGUCAAUUGCUUCAGAAAUUUCAAAAAUUUCCAAAUCUUCUUAUUCUUGGGAUCUCCCUUCAGAUCUCUUGUUGUCUGGUAAUAAGUGUCGAUGUGGAAGUUGUCUUGUAAGAGAAGAGUUUUUGAAGGAUGCUCUUCCCGAAUGGAUUGAUUGGCAGCAGAAAAAAGACAUAGUUUUGGGGUUUGGCAUUUUAAGCAAUGAUCUCUCUUCAUUGCUCUUUGAGUCGGAUGAAUUUGGUGGUUUUACUUUGAUUAGACUAAUGUCCUCAGGGAAGCUGGAGUCGCAGAGAUAUUAUGCAUCAUGGGAUUUGGUUAGAAAAUUAGAAGCAGCUCAUAGAGAUCAAUUGCUGUGUUUUGGAGACAACUUGCUUUACUCCUUGGAGGAUGAGGAAUACAAGUUUCCUAGAAGAUUUAAGUAUUUGAAGCUGGAUUACCUCUCUGCAUAUAUUAAUGGUAAUAUUUCUCAGGUCUUGGAUUCAAACAUGACAAAGCCUUGCAAGGGUUCUCAACAGAGAGAGUCUUUUAGCAUAGACUUUCAUGAAAUACUGUGCGAGAAAUUGAAGAUUUGUGGGUUCAGUCAAUUUAGAACAUCCCCUGCCAUUAGCGUUGUUUUUAAUGACAUCAACUUGCCAACAAGUGUACAUGAAGUUGCUUUGAGGAGCAUAUGGGCAAGCUUGCCAAUGGAACUCUUGCAACUUGCCUUUUCCAGCUACUCCGAAUUUCUUGAAGUACUCUUGGACAAGAAGGUGGUUUCUUUGGAAUUUUUAGUUGUUCCGGACCUACCUCAGUUGCCUCCAUUUUUCUUGAGGAACCCUUCAAGUCGCAGCAGUAGGUGGUCACAUAAAGUGCCGCACAGCAAUGCCCUUGUUGGUCCAGUUCUUCCUCUCCCUAUUUUGAUUACACUUCAUGAGUUACAAAAUGGCUGUCCAAAUUCACAGGAUGAAGAAAUAGGUGGUUUUUCACCAGAGGUGGAACUAAGCAAUCGGUGCAGUGAAGUGAUGCAAGUGGCAAGGGAAAUGGCCAUGCCAGAUUCUACAGUUGAGCCUGAUGAUGAAGAUGCUGUCUCCCUUGCCAAUGACAGAGAUAACAUCUGGGUUGAUUCUGAAAAACCAAAGUCAUUCUUUUUACACUGUCCCGUUGCAGUACACUGCUCUACUGAGGUCCAUAGAGAGAGCAACUGUGUUCAUAAGGAUGGCAGAUUUGGUUUCUUGAUUUCAAAAGUGCAUGAGAAAGAGUCCAUCCACAACAAUGAGGUAGAAAAUGUCGGACAAGAACUCUUUGAUGAUCUGUGCCCCAUUCAAUUGAAGUUUGAUGCUGCUGCUAUGGACUUCAGUUCACAAGAAUUGAAAGCUUAUAAUUUGUUGAAAAGGCAUUUCUCAAAAUGGCAAGAAGAAUUCAAACCAUUUCGGGGUUUUUAUAGCCGUUUCCAAAAGCAAGACAAGUAAAAGUUUUUCUCAUUUCUGGAACUUUUACAUUUUUUGUCCUGAACAUUGCUUUUAUCAAGGGCCAUCCCCUUACAAUUUUGUAUUCCUUUGCUAUUACUAAAGGAAAACAGCAAGAAAAUCUUACGUGUGAACAAAACUAGAGUUGUAUAUACAGCAAGAAAAUUUAAUUGUGUCUAUUAUCAAUAGAAAUUAUUAGUAAAACUUGCACCUUUUCUUUCA